Messenger RNA from Fusarium venenatum, 1527 nucleotides. The record is from RefSeq and is a predicted model, not a curated record. Lineage: Eukaryota; Fungi; Ascomycota; Sordariomycetes; Hypocreales; Nectriaceae.
AUGACUCUACCGUUCAUUGAGCUUGGUACAGCUUUGUUUUUUGGAUUCAUUAUAUAUCGUGUCAUAUCAGAAUAUACGUCCCCUCUAUCCAAGAUUCCGAAUGCAGGUUUCGGUGCAGCAUUUUCAAGGCUUGCAUGGGCAUUCCCGCAAGAAUACAAUGGCACAAUUACUCUCAGUCUACCCAAAUUCCAUGAAAGACUAGGCCCUUUGAUCCGUAUCGGCCCAAAUGAAGUGUCCUUCUACUCUCGAGAUACAUAUGAAACGGUGCACAAAGUGGGAAGCAAGUUCAAGAAAGACCCAAGAGUCUAUGGAGAGUUUGUGCAAGGCGGUCAUCCGGCUCUGUUCUCCAUAACAGAUCCGGUAGAGCAUGCGAAGCGUAGAAGGAUCAUGUCUCAGCUUUUUAGUCGAAGCAAGGUACCUCAGCUAGAGAGAUUAAUCUCUCAUCAUGUUCAGAGAUUUGUCCACAAGAUUCGAAAUAACGAUUCUAUCGUGGAUUUGGGCGUGUCAUCACGAGCUCUUGAAGCAGACAUCAUGUCUGACUUCUCCUUUGGUACAUCUAUCAACGCCAUUGACUAUUGGGCUGGUGGGAAACAGCUGGCUAUGGUUGAGAAGAACGAUGAAAAGGCUACAUGGAUGCCUGUUCUCACUAAUUUUCCUCUCUUGUGUGAAUUUUGGGAGACGAUCGAAGAGUGCCUCUAUAGCUUGACGGGUUUCAGAACUCAAUAUUCUCAAGGCCUCGCUGACUUCCAAAACUGGGCACAGACUUCAUGGCAAGCCGCUCUCUCGGCUGGUUUUCAAUCUGACAUAACUAGCAUCAACUCUCCGAAUCUCAUACAAACUCUGUGUAAUGCUGGCCUGCCCGCUGAAACUGCUUUGUCCGAGGCAGGCGAGAACCUUGGUCCCGGGACAGAUACCACUUCCGCAACGCUUGCCCAUAUCAUAUGGGCUCUAGCACACAACCCCGCUUACCAAGAUAAUUUGUAUCAAGAUCUGGCCAGUGUCUCCUUUGCAACAGACAUGACGACACUCGAAAAUAUUCCUCGUCUGCAGGCCUGCGUUAAAGAGGGCAUUCGGUGGGCCGGUGCUGCAGCAGCGAUGCUUCCUAGGACUGUACCACCCGGAGGAAUUGAGCUACAUGGUACCUUUAUCCCAGAAGGGACGGUGCUUAUAUCUUCACCUAUCUGGUAUCUACACGACGCGAAGGCAUAUCCAAGUCCUAAGGUUUUUAAUCCGUAUCGAUGGUUGUCUCAGGACGGAAAGACUUUAACCGAAGACAGCCUCCGUGAUCGCUUUUACAUACCAUUUUCACGAGGCGCAAAUAUCUGCUUGGGGGCACAUUUCUCGCACCUGGAAUUAUAUGUUUCAAUAUCUCAAUUUGUUCGCAACUUCCGUUUUGAGCCACGAAACGUGUCGCAGCCUAUUGCUGAUGACGAAACUUGGAACUUGGUUUCUUUACCAGAACGUAAAGAGUGGGUUGCAACAGUAUUGUUAGAAAGUCUCCAAGUUGUUAUACACCAAAGAGAGUAG